AAGAAAGCCGUGUGACAGUGAGCGCUUACCAGGAUCCACUAAACGCUUGAUUUCAAAAGUAUGUGAAGUUCGCAGUUCCAUUGUAGCAAUAAACUUGCACAACGUUCUUGAAUUAAUAAUUAAUUAGAUGCACGCCAGUCGACUUUACAUUUCCACGCCCCUAAACAUGACGCCGAACAAAACGAAUUUUGAUUGGUUGUGUUACAUGUCAGUCAAACGUCCUCUUGGGCGGUCAUAGCCAUUCAAAGCUGCGAUGGAGUCCUUCUUUCGUGCCGUCAGUCUGAAGCUCUGGCUACGCGAGACUAACCCACGCACUUUUGGGGCCCCCAGAGAUCGGUUUUAUUAGUAGUAACAGUUCUCGAAGUGGGCCGGUACACACCGGUACACUUCUCGCGCACCGCCUCUUUUCACAUGUUGCAGGCUGAACACUCACACCGAAACGUAGAAUUAUCAGACUAUUAAUUAAUUGUAUACAUCGCGCGUUCUGAGAUUUUAUAAGCUGUACGAACUGAACGGAUCAAUUGACUGUGUUUGAGGCCCAAUUGUUUAAUUUUGCAUGAGUGGCGCGCGAAUCACCGUAGGCGCGUUCACCAGCGCGCUCCAACAGUGUUAAGAUUUGCACGAGCCGUUCCUAUACGAUGCUGAUGAUAAAAUGUGUAACCCAUUUGGAUUCUAUUGAGAAUAUAGUAAAAUGCUACAGAGAAAGUCGAACAUGAUCUAAAACAGAAACUAAAAUGAAAAGAGGGGAAAACAUCAUCCUGCAAGCUCAUGAAGACCACAUUUACUAGAAUCUAUCACGUUCUAUUUUAUUUAUUGUGGCAAAUUUUGACUAGUUGUAGGAUUUAUAAUAGAUAAUCUGUUAAGGGAAUAGAUUUUUCACUAAAGAUUUAUAUUAGGCUACAACUGUGAUAUGUUGUAGCUAUAGUUUCUAACUGUGUUGCUAUUUUUCAUAACAAAUGCUAUAAAAAGAAAGAGAGAAAAAAAAUGGUAUACCUGUAAUUAUAUCCUUAUUGUAACAAAUGCUAUAGUUAACAAUUACAAGAACUAUGUUAUUUUAAGGCCGAGUACAAGUUAGAAAGAGCUUUAAAAUAUGGACCUUCUUGAAUUUUUGACUAAACAAUUGGUUUUGUUUAAGAAUGUAUGAAUAUGAAUAUUUGAUUACUGUACUGUAUUGUUCUUACAUUUAGAUUUGCAUAAUAAAUCAUCUGCUAGUGCUAGCUACAGCCAUGGUAGAUCUCUGACUAAAUACUGAUACCUAGUGGGCAAAAGUAAUAGGUCAUUAUUAUUAAAUUGCAGACAAAGAUUUUGGAUAGCUAGGUUGGUUUGUAUGUUUGGUGCGGAAUGGGUGCGGUAGGGGCCCCAACCUCAUAUUCUUUCAUGGGGCCCAAAAUUGCUAGCGGCGCCCCUGGUUAAAGGUUUGAAAAUAACACAGCUUAUAUUAUAUUUAGUAAGUGGACGAAAGAACAUUUGAACAAGGCUAUAAUCACCCUUUGUUUAAAAAAAAAAAAAAGCCUUUUAUGAAUAUGGGUUUUGGUAAUACUUUACAGCAAGGUUUCAUUUGUUAACAUUAGUUAACUACAUUAGUUAACAUUAACAAUUAACAAUACUUCUACAGCAUUUAUUAAUCUUAGUUCAUGUAAAUGUCAAAAUCCACUAAAACAAUUUUAAGGCCAAAUGUUGUAUCUCUUAACAUUAGUUAAUGCACCAUAAACUGACAUGACUGUGAAACUUUUUAUUGACUAACAUUUAACAAAGGUUAAUAAGUGGUGUAAAAAUAUUUCUCAUUGUUUGUUGAUUUGUAAGCGUUUUUAUGCUAUUUUAUGUAAGAUAUUUUGAGUGUUUAGAUGUGUUAAUGUUUUCAAGUUGUUUCAAAUCUAGAGUGUGUUUUUGUUGGAUCAUAUCAGGCUGUUUUAUCAAAUCAUGCUGCUUGUCUGUCAGUUUUCAAAGAGUGGGCGGUUCUCCUGGAGUUCCAUGUACAUAAAAGAGACAUGUUUCCUGCUGGGAAAUGAGAUACUAGGCAAAACAUGCAGUUACCCUCCUCGCCUCCAUCCACAGGCUAAUGAGUGUGGAUUUUUCUCAUAUUUCUAGAAGAACACAAUGUUUCAGCUUGCAUGUUAAUUUUAUGCUGCCACAUGGAGUGAAUAAAAAACUUUAGCUCUGAAGGAAAUUGGAUGGCUUGUGUUCAAGUUUACUUGUGCUCCAACCCCGAAGAUUCUGUGGUUGAGAGGAGGCUACUAAGGCAGAGAGUUUUCCCCAGACUGAGAGAAUAUUGCAGACGCACAUAUGGAGUUGAAUUCAGAGUUAUCGACCCGUAUGAAGCAGCAGAUCCCAAAUACUGGCCCGCACAGCAGGAACGACUGCAGAUACUGGAGGACUGCAGGAAGAAUUCUCUGGGCCCUUUCUUUGUGGGGUUUGUGGGUGAACAAUAUGGAAAUGCAAAUUUACCUCAGCAGAUAGAAGCCUCAGAGUUCCAGUGUAUUCUUCAGGAAUGCCAACGCAUGGGCCUAAGGACCGACAUUCUGGAGAGAUGCUACCAGAGAGAUGAGAAUGCCAUUCCUCCCUCAUUCUGUAUGGUCAAUCCAACAGGUCAUUUUGAACAACCUGGUGUCCAGGCAAAGAAUCCAACUGAGGAGAACAACUGGUGCAAGGUACUUCCAGAGGUGAGGAGAAUUCUUCAUGAUGUUGUGAACCAGUGUGUUCAGGAGGGGACUUUGACAUAUGAUAAAGCUCAGAAAUAUUUCCGAUCAGCUCUUGAAAAUGACAUCUGCUAUGCCUAUGAAAACCAUUCCAUUGAAGAUGUUGCAAGAUGUCUUUGCUACGUUCAUAAAAUAAUUAUCCCAAGGAAAGCAAAUGGAUUGUCCCCAGAGCAACAAGCCCAGUUGCACCGGCUGUCCCAGCUCCGAGUUCAGUUCCUGCCAAGUUUGGUAACCUCCCACAAAGCCCUGGUGUACUGCACCACCACAAAGUGCAAUCGUCUGCAAGGUUACACUCCUGAGAUGAGGCUCAACUUUGCUGCUGGUCUGAGUGAGCAGCUACAUACAGAUCUCAAGAGACUCAUUGACCGUACUGUCUCAAAGGAAACAACUGUUACAGUCGAUGAAUCUGGCCAGAAAGAUCUGUGCCACAUUUUUUCUUCUCUUUACAGAAUUGAACGGGAAGAAGUCGAGCAUGUUAAAUCCUACUUACGAGGAAAAAAUACAGUAUUUCCCUUCAUACUCAAUGGUACACCAUGCUCAGGCAAAACUGUGCUUCUGGCUCACUGUGCAAGUCAGGCAUCCGAAUGGUUGAAGGACCUGGAUCCCGAGAUUAUUGUGUACUUCAUUGAUGUCAACAAUUCCCUGAGACAGCUUCUCAAAGACAUUUGUGCAAGGGUUGAUUCAAGUAGUACCUCUGUCAACAACAUCUUCCAACUAAAAGAAAACUUUAAAAGGCUCCUGACCUCAAGAUCACCGUCCAAGAAUCCUCUAGUGCUCAUCAUAGAUGGUCUUGACCAACUGCCAAAGACGGAUGGAGAACUUGACUUGACAUGCCUUCCCAAAUCAUUAGCUUCAAAUGUAAAGCUUCUCAUUUCCAUUACUUCAAACAAGCCUGCCAUUCUUGCUACCCUGAAGAUGUUUUACCAAGAUUCAACCCUGUUCUAUGAAUUGCAACCAGUAGAGAGUAAAAGCUGCAGCCAGCUAAUGACAACACGUCUUCAGGAGUCCAACAGAAAGAUCACCUCAGGCCAACAGAUGUAUGUGAAUCAGGCUUUUAAGAAAUGCUCUGUCCUGCUAUACAUGGAACUCCUUCAUAGACAGGCAAUCCACUGGAACUCAGAGUUUGAGAUUACAGAGAACACUCUUGUCCAAGAGGUCCAUAAUAACAUUGUUUUGAUGUUUGACGAUCUGGAGAAGAAGCAUGGGAAAGUUUUAGUCUCCAAAGCUUUAAGCUAUCUUACCUUGGCUAGGUAUGGUAUAACCGCAGUUGAGUUGACUGAUGUUCUUUCUUGUGAUGAUGAAGUCCUAGCAUGUUUUCUUCCACCAGGCGAUGACGUACCACUUACGUUGAGGGUCCCUGAAGUUUUUGUGGAAAGGCUUCUUUUAGACCUUAAGGGGUUUCUGGUGCUGAGGAACAUUUUAGGUACCCAAACUCUAUUUUGGGUCAGCCGACACUUCCCUUUGGUCAUAUGUAAGAGGUACCUGUGCUCAGAAGAAACAUGUCAGAAGAUAAAUCAUGUGCUGUCAGACUAUUUCAGUGGCAUUUGGGCAAAUGGCAAAGCAAAGCCUUUGAUCAUCAAAGACAUGGAAAUCCCAACCUCUUCAGAUGUCCCACAGAAUAUUAACAUUGACAGACAAGUGCCAAGUCAACCUUGGACCUUUUCUCCUCCUUUGUAUAGCUCUACUGCCAUGAGUCCAUCAGCAAGAACAUAUCCCAAUUUGAGAAAACUCCACUUACUCUCUUUCCAUUUGUUCAAAAGUGGGAGAAUCCAGGAACUCGGGAACCAAAUGAUUUCUCAAGAAUACCUCCAGGCAAUGCUGCAAGCAGUACUGGCUGAUGAACUGUUUCUGUGGCUUGAGAGGACAUGUCAGUUGGUGUUUCCCAGGGAACUUCAGCUCCUCCACAUCAUCUUGAGAUCUUCAGCAUGUCUACUGAGGAACAACCCAGCCUUUCUCCCAACAGUACUGCAAGCCAAACUCCUUCCUUUUCUGAGUGUUUUUCCUACAUUGGGAGAAUGUGUUAAUUCAGCAAGGCCUAAAGGUAUGCUCCCAAAAAAUGAAGUGUAUACUGUGUUGCCUCCAGUUCCUUCAGUACCUUAUACCCACUGUACACUGCAAGAGUCAACAGCUUCCCAGAUCAUGCAGUCAGCUGGAUCUCCCUGUGGCACUGUGGUGGUUGUACUGGAAAAUGGUGCUGCUUGGGUUUGCAAUGGAGGUAUAUUUGAAGGCUUCAAACUUACUAAAUCCUCUAAUCUGCAGUUCACAAGUGUCACUAGUUCUGGAAACAUAUUCCUUCUCAGCACCGAUUGCAGUAAACUUGUCAUGUUGGAUGCAGGCGUUAAUACACAGCCUCAAGAAAUUCAAACCCAGCACAGAGAAAACAGGGAAAAUGCCAUUCUUGAGGGUGUCUUGGUGUCCGGUGACAAAAUAUUUGUGUGGUGGAGAGGACAAAACAUUGUUAGUGUAUUUGUUGAUAGGAAGGAACAUACCCAACUGCAAUGCACUUAUGAGAUAACCUGUGUGUCAUGUUCUGUGGACGGAGAUAUCAUUUACUGUGGACAGAAUGAAAGUUCUGUGACAGUAUUUGAUUGGCCCAAUGGCAAGCCUCUAACCACCUUCACUUGUCUAAAAGAUAUACCAUUAAUUGAUAUUAUUCGCUCUGAGGGUGACAGGAUGAUUACAUGUGUAGAUCAAGCAGGAAAUGUAUUUGCUUGGAAUCUUGAGAUUAUAACAGAACCAGUUCUGAUUGGUGAGAUCCAUUGCAGAACCAAGGAGAAGGUUUUAAACACAGACUACAAAGGGGACAACAUUCUCCUAAUAUGUAAAAAGCAACAAAUGCAACUUAUUGACAUACAUCAAAUUGGUGUACUUGAUCAAUUCAAUCCCCCGAGAGGAAAAACAUUUAAGCAAGCCAUAAUGGAUCAAAACUCACGUUUCAUCCUUGCUCUACUGUGCAAUUGCCCGUUUCUGCUAGUCUGGAAUUGUGCCUCAGGACAGUGCGUGUUGAGUCUGGACACUGCAAACUGUCGAGCUAGUAAACUUCUGAAAUGUGGGGCCACUUACUUGGCAGCAAUAACAAGUGUAAGUGUUCUUAUUUGGGACAUGGAUCUCAUUGCAGCUUCAGCAUUGGCCCCAAAAUCUGGAAAGAGGGUGGAGAUGGUGGCUUUCGGAUCUCAUGGAGAAAGCUGUUACUCAGCAGAUGGCUCAGAACUUGUGUGGAAGUGGGCAAUAUCAGGUGUCAAAGUAGAAGGCUGCUUCCUUCACCAAGGUUCUGUGGAGUCUAUGUCUGUCUCUGGAGAUGGCAACUACCUUGUGAGUAUUGCAAGAGGAGACAUAUAUGUCUGGGAUACCAACAGUGGGAAAAAUAUUCACAAAAUCUCUGGUAGUCAAGCAUACAAGGUUUUAAUAACUCCCAAGGGCAACUCUGGAGUUGCCCUUUCAGAGACAGGUCCAUCAAGGGUGUGGAAGUUGCAGAGUGGAAACAGCAUUUGCAGCAUUCAUCAUCAUCUCAGAAAUGCUGCCAUUUCGCAAGAAAGCACCUUCCUUUUAGGUCUUAACAGUGGGAAUCUCUUGGCUGUUAGCCUCUGGUCUGGUAAUAUUAGCAAAUGCUUCUCGUGCUCCAACAAGUCAGAUGUUGUUGUUGCUUUCCAUUCUCUGCUCGACCAUCCAGAUUAUGUGAUUGUUGCUUUAGCCUCAGGCACUGUGUACUCCUGGAGGUUAACAGAGGAUACUAUUUGUCGUCAAUUCAAGUUGCCAGACUCUUCCUUGUGUCAACCUGAGAUCUUUAGCCUAUCAUCAGAUGGGGGGUAUGCCAUCCUUUCUAUAUCUGAGUCCACUAUAAACAUCUUAGACUUCUCAAACAGUAAACUCUGCUCUUUGAGAACUGAAGGACCUGUUCCGCAACCAGAUGUGACUGUCUGUGUUUCUGGUCAAUAUGUAGUCUAUACAUGUUUAUCCUCUUUGGUGUGCCACAAUAUGUCCUGUGAUCUCCAUGAAAAACCGAUGCUGGUAGUCAUACGUCUGACUGACGGAGAGACCGUAGGAAGGUUCUAUUUGUGCAAGAACCCUUCUACUCUAACUGUGUCAGAGGAUUUGUUUGUGUAUGUAGGGUUUGAGGAUGGUUCUGUAGGGGUUUAUGCUGUUAUUGACACCAAGAUGGGUAACACCAGCUGGAAGGAGGAAAGUCAAAGCCCAAGACUUUUGUGUCCAUUGGAUGAGCAACUGAUUUGGUCGCCUCUGGUAAAUCCUAACCUUACUUGGGUUGAAUUGCCCCUGCAAUCGUUUUAAAUAGUUCCAGUGUAACCAAUUCUGGUUUUGGCACUGAGGUCCAAAAGAAAUGUAUAUAUGUAAAAAUGUAGUUUUACAGAAUGUCAUAUUGUUUUGACAUAUGAAGAUAUAAAAUAUAUUUUUACAAUGUUCCAGAAUGCUAAGACUGUGUUUGUGAUAUGUAAUAUACAUAUGUUUAUCAUAAAAUAUAUACAAAAUCUAAAUAUGUUAAUUUGUCUCACAUAAGUCAGGAUUCAAGAAAAAAUCAGGUGUGAAAAUGUAUGACAUACAUUGCCAGUUUAAAAAAUUAACAAAGGAUUUAAGGCUUAGAGUAUUACAAUAUAAUGUUUUCUGUAUUAUAUUUUCUUUUGACCUAUUUAUAAUAAUUUUUUUGUAUUGUUGAUUGUUGCAUAGUAAUCCAUGAUUUUGUUCACAUUGUAUUGUAUAGAAUUAGAAAUAGUUUGUUUUGUAUUAAAGCUGGAAAAUAUCUAUAGGCUACGUUUCAUUUAUAAUAAUACAUGUGGUUCAACUUACAAAAGACAAAAAAUUAAAUAAAAUUCUCA
Messenger RNA from Ctenopharyngodon idella (grass carp), 7525 nucleotides. Its product is annotated as NACHT and WD repeat domain-containing protein 2. The record is from RefSeq and is a predicted model, not a curated record. Lineage: Eukaryota; Metazoa; Chordata; Actinopteri; Cypriniformes; Xenocyprididae. Gene Ontology annotation, molecular function: protein binding. The transcript is spliced from 7 exons. The coding region runs from base 2172 to 6983 and encodes 1603 amino acids.